AUGAGAUAGUAGUACGACUCAACCGUUGGUUAGGAGUCAAUUUAUUUCCACGUAGUAUCCACCGUCGUAUGUAUGUAUGUACAUACGUAUGUACAACCGCGGAUUGGAAGAAGCUUUUAUUUGCGAAUUCAUCGAUUACGCAGCAAACGCAGACUCGUAGCGCCACGGGCGGAACCUAAUUGACUCAACGUCACUGAUCUUCCCGCGUGUCCAGUCGCGCUUCACGGUCAUUGGUAGUCGACUGACUACUACGACUAGUCGUCUGCGAGCCGUGAGACGCGGUAAAACGUAGGUGUUGUUUGUGUUUCGUGGGCCGCUAGGCCAAAAAUGGCGGAACGGACGAAGGUGACGGCCCCGGCCACCCGGCCCGUUCCCAUGAAGCUGUUUGCCACCUGGGAAGUGGAUCGCACCCCUCCAAACUGCAUACCCAGGCUGUGUUCCUUGACGUUAACGCGUUUAGUGAUACUUCGGCCACUUGGCUCGGAUCUAACAUCCAUCAGUAUCGCAGUCAAGAUGCAUAGCUCCAAGAGAACCUUGCGGUCUAACGAGAUGGCUAUACCGACUGGUGGCAUGCUCGAUACAGAACUCGAAUUGCAGUUUGCGCUUCAAUAUCCUCAUUUUCUCAAGAGAGAUGGCAAUAAGCUUCUGAUAUUGUUACAGAGGCGAAAGCGAUAUAAAAAUCGCACAAUGCUUGGAUACAAGACUCUUGCCGAAGGAGUCAUCAAUAUGGCACGAGUGCUGCAAAAGCAAAUGGAUCUUGAGUUGGAACUCGUGUCAGACAAAGCGGAGAAAUACGGUGGUCAUUCGGUCGCGUUGGCGCGCGUGAGCGUUGUGGCGCUGAGCUCCCAACCCGUUGAUCAUGACAAAAGACUGAUGAGCGAUCCCAACGAGAGGCUCUGUCCGGAAUUUAGUGAUGAGGAGGAGGAAUUUAGUUCAGAGGGUGAAGCGGAAGGUAGCGAUAGCGAACCAACGUUGGAGGUGCACAGGCGGAAAAGUCGCGGAAAGAUGCCAGCGAAUGCCAGGCAAAGAAACUUGAAGCAAAAGUUUAUAGCUCUGCUGAAGCGGUUUAGAGUAUCUGAAGAGUUGGAACAUGAUCAAGAAGAAAUUGGGCAGAAACUUUCAGGCGGCGAUAUGGAGAUUGAAGAACUAUUCGACGAGUUGGAGGAUUUAUCUGACAGUGGGCCGGAAUUGGAUACUAUGUCCGUUAGCAGUACACCGAAGCCAUCGCUCAGACCCUUUUUCAGCUCUAGUCGAUCCCUUCUCGCGCCACCUCAUUCUGUAGUAACCAGCGAGGACACGGCAACUGUCUCCGCGACUACCACGUGUCAGCAAACUACGGCUCAGCCGACUAAAGAGAAACAUCGUAUCGGACACACUACACCGGAACGUGGAGUGGACAGGCAAAGUGACGAUAGUUCCCGAAGAGCCGACAGCGACUCCCAUCCUGAGAAUUGGACGGACCACGAAGCGAAUGAUCCACCGAAUUAUAUAGCGGGCUCGCCGCCAAAGUCGGAACAACCUAACAAGAGUGAAAAUUCCGAGAGAAGAAGCAGACUCUUCGCGCGUGAUAGAGGUACACCUGGCAGCAAUAAAUCUAAGAAGCACAGUUUAAGUGUCGACCUGAAGCCUACGUCUGACUUGAAUAACACAGAGCCGAGGAAAGCUUUAGUCGAGCAGUUAAGUCGAGUGUUACCAGAUGACAGUUUACCGGAUGCUGUGUCACUCGUGUCGAUAGCAGAUCCUGGUGGUGCGGUCCUUGCAGCGAGACUUCAAGAAAGGAACCAUAAAGUUCUGACGACUGCUUCCCCGGCUGAUAUUCGUGCAACAUUUACAUGCUUGGUCACGCGAAUACAAAAAUUCUGUAAUAGUUCCGCGAAACCACCGGCACCCAUAAAGAUGAUUAUCGCUGGUGGGGAUAGUUUUAUAAACGCCGUUCUUCGUCACUACGUCGACCUGUUGAGCUUCAGACCGCCAGAUUGGCAAAACUACAUGAAAUUCUUGGUAGUGCCAUUGGGUUCGAACACGUUAACGAGAUAUCUCGGUUCGAUUGACGCAAAAUAUUCGAUGCUGUUCGGAGACGAAUGGAAGGAGCUUAUGGAGAGGGAAGGUGGAGGAUCGAGCGAAGGUGCAGCGCGAGUGUCCGAGUAUCUGGCUACGGCGAAUGCGGUUCUAUUGUUACCCAUAGCGGAAGCUAUGGUCACGUACAGGGAAACGGAUGACAGCAGCCAAAUCUUUAUUCCCUUUAUAAAUGAUGUUCGUGUGGGCUGCCCGGACAGCAGUUCUUCCACGUCCGUUGAUCUGGAAGAAAGUAAUAUCAGUGUAUCCGGCUCGCCGCCCUCUUUACCCCCUCCAACUUUGCCUGUUCCACCUGUUCCUGGAAAGUUAACACCACCCAGUAGUCCUAACGUGGGUCAACCAACGAGAGAAGGAUGGGAACCAGUGGAACUUCAGCUGGAUUAUUGGGGUAAACAGACUCAGGGUGAGAAAGGAAAGAGUACAUUACGCCAAGCUUUUCGAGCUUUGCAUGUGCAAAGACUUCCCUCAUUGGGUGAGGUUCCAGGACACCAUCUGUCUAUGAAUUACACGACGAAAGAGAAGAAGCAAAAAAUAAUGAGAUUGGGCAAAAAGAAGGAAAAAGAAAAAGAAAACGAACCAAAGAGUCAAACGGUGGAUGGUGUGACACGUCUUAUAUGUUCUGCGAAAACUCACAACAUUCCAUUAAGAGUGAGCAUUGACGGUACUGAAUGGUAUGGUGUGAAAUUCUUCCAACUAUCAGCGCAAUGGCAAACACACAUUAAGACGUUUCCGAUAGCGUUGUUGGAUUAUAAUCCGCAACAACAGGCUACAACUACCACAUAAAUCCACCAUGAAAUUUCCGUCAUCGCGAUGAAGGCUUUUCGGAACUUACGUAUUCUGUAUUACUAUCUAUAAUGCUGACUCAUUUUAUACGCAAACUUGUUAAGACUGCCCAAUAAGCAUUAGAGAUUUAGCAGACGUUAUAAAUUCUGAUAUUCGAGAUUGCACACACACACACAUUACGUUCAUUCCAUUAUUUGAUAAUAGUGAUGUAUAAGAUAUCUUAGACGUUUCGAAUACUCCUAUAUUACAUGAAAGAUAUGGUUGCGUGUGAUAAGCAUAUGUUGUGUGUCCAAAAACGAUCUACGCGACAUAUGCCAACACCAUUUUUCAGUGCUUUAUGUGCUACACAACUGUUUUACAUUUCUUGAUCAUUUUCGCAACAUGAGAUUAUGUUCGUGCAUGUUCGUUGAUAUAUUGCAAACAGUUAUAUCGCAAUAUCGCAUACAUCCAUUUAUGCAGGAAUUUCGUUGCUCGUGCAAGUGCUGUUCCACCAAAAUUCUUGUUGCAAGUCUGUGAUACAGGCAGGCAAACAUUCUUUUAGCGCACAAAAUUAGAAACGUUACUAAGCGGGGACGAUAUACGAUAAGGAAAUUUCGAAGUUUAAUGGAUACAUGUAAAAUUAUAAAGAUUAAUAACUAAUGUAUACGUAAGAAGAAAUGUUCUCUUAGAAGUUGCUCAUACUGAUUAUAAUACCGUUUUAUCAUACCGUUUUAUCAUGGCUUUCUGAGAUAUCUUUGUGCACUUUCUGACAAGAUUUCUAGCCUCAGGCUAGCGUAAAAAGAAUAUAUUAGUCUGCUUUUUAAGAGAUUUAUCAUUUAAAGAAUAUUCUUCUAUUAGGUAAAGCUUUCCAAUUACAGCUUACUAGUUUUAUAUGAAUUUUGCUUCUCUGUGAAACAGAUUGUGAUUUCUUUUAUAAAACAUUUAGAUAACUAAGGAUACAUUUAUACAUAGUUCCGCAGCUUUCCUAUAUUUUUACGUUGUAGACAAUGUUUAUCUCCUUGAUAUUCAAAUGAUCAUUAUUUUCAUCUCAUUUAAUAAUGUUCAAAUUUAGAGUUAUAUCAAGGCUACAUGAGAUUAAGAACUAUAUCGACUAUGAAUUAAGAUAAAGUAACGCGAAUGUCGUCAAAGCAAACGAAGGAUUUUCUUUAAUCUUUUCGGAAAAUAUUUUGCAAUUUGAAAUGAUGCUUUAUUUUCACAUUAUUGAUUAGCACGAUGCUGACAUGAUAUCGAUUUGUGCAGUGCAUUAGGAUCAUUACCUCUUUAACUGUUUCUUGAAAGAAUUAAGAAAAGGUGUUGUUAAUGUGUAACAUAGUCAUAAUGAAUUUUGUCUUCUUUCUUCUUUGAUUUGAAAAGAACCGACGAUAUAAACAGCACAGUACUAUUUGUAGCGACAUAGCUGUUGCCUUGACUGCCUAAUGCCAAAUUGCAAACAAAAAGACCGUCUACUUGAUUAAUCCGGAAAAUGUAAGAAAUAUGUAUUUUCCUCUUUUUUUAUUUUUUUUUCUUGAUGGCAUCCUCUAAUAGUGCGACUAAAGUGAUGGCACUCGUGAUAAUCUUGUCUUGCCAAAGUAAACGUAGCGAUGAGAUAUCUCCGUUUGCACUCUUCUCUUUACUAGUCUACUAUUAGUUGUUAACGCGUAUCGAGAGUGAUAAACGUAGUCGUACAUUUUACAUUUUUUUAUAGCUGACGAUAAACAGUUGUUUGUUUAAACUAUAAUGAAAUGAAAUAAUAAUCUUUGUGACAUGUUGAGAAUAGAAUAUAUGAAGUAACAUGUGGCCAUAACAAUAUAGUCCUUGACGAUGAAACUCACAGCAGCUAUUGAUAAUUAAUUGUGAAUAUGCGAUAUUAAUAGAACUCGUCAAAGCAAAUUAUACCUUUUGUAAAAAAGAAGAGAGAAAAAAACGUUAUUGCGUAUAUACACGAUGCGAUACGUUCGAAAAGAAGAUGUAUCUUUUUCUUUUGUUUGUUCCGCUGAAACGAAUUCAGCAAUUAAAUCUGCCAUAUGUAGCUAUAUUAAAGGCUAUUCCAAGUUUUCGACAAAGCAAAAAAUCCUCAAUUUUAUCACUUUCUAUGAUCGUUUCUAUAAUGCGUACGUGUAUAGAGAGAGAGAGAGAGAGGGAAUACGCGCGCGUAUGUGCUUCCAAACUGUAUAAAUGCGAUACCAAAGAUACCUUAGAGAAUAAUUGACAAUUGCAAAAUUUUCAUAAUCAUUAGUUUCCUUUUUCAUGAAUUGUGGUAGUUUCUCCUUACAUUUUGAUUUUAUUGUAACUAUUAUCUUCUUAGGCCUCGAUUAAAAACUGUUAUUUAUAUAGGUAAAGAUAAUUCUUCUUUUUAAAUCAAGUAAGGGAAUAAUAGUCACGUGCUUAUGAUUCGGUUGCAAGAAAGCUUUCGUUCGAUUUGUUUCAGGGAAGAAUAUACAGAAUACACAAAAUAUCUACAUAGGUGAUAUUUUGUGUAGCAUAUCCGCGCGCACAUUUCGGAUUCUAGUCAAGUUACAAGAGUGAGUGCUUUUUGUUAUAUAAUGCGCAUCGGAUAUAUGAUUUCGCUUCAUCUUAAUAUUGAAAAGCUCCUAAACUAUUAGAUUGGAAAUUAGAUAAAUUAGUUUGAGAAUGGUUUGAAUGAAUGUGCGGUUGCGUGAUUGCACCAUAUCAUACUGUGAACACCGUGAGAGAUUUGUUAUUGAUGUAGCGUAGAAAAUUCUGGUUUCGUAUAUGAUAACACAUGUUAUCACAUAUGAACAAAUCGGCGAUGGAGCUCAAAGCUUACAAUAAUUACGAAAAGUAACUAAUAUGUGAAAAUUUCAUAUAAAAUAGAGGAUUGUUAGAUACAAUUUAACUUUCGUAAUUCUGGACGUCUUUAUUGUGCUUAUUACGCGACGUCUCCUUGUACAUGUAUACAUUACGAAUUGUUGUCAAUAAUAUCUAUAAAGAAUUGAAUUAAUAAAAAGAAAGGAUUUGUAAAGAAAGGAUACUCGACUUAAUGAAAAGUAUAGAUGAAGCUGAAACAAUUAAAAAUUAUCUAUGCGACCAAAAACUGUUUCUGCAAAAAGCUGGUGUGCUAAACAGCUAUACGAAUAAUCUUCGAUUAUUAUAAUUGGACUUAUGUGAAGAAUAUUGUAAAUGUGUAAGUAUCCAUUUCUUUGCACCGAAUAUUAAAUAUAUCCAUGUCAAUAUUGAAUAUUAAUAAAUAAGCACAUGGUAAAAGAAACAACGUAUGAAGCGUUGAAGUAAUUUGAUAUGUUUGGCGAGAAAUACGUUGUUUACUGUUAAGAAUGCUUUUCAAAUGUUUAUACCGAUAUGCUCUAUAGUAGUGUAUGUACAGCUUACAUAAUUACAUACAUUGUAUUGUAGAAUACCUACGUAUGAGAGGAGUGUCACGACACUUCACAAUAAAUUUAUCUACCACGUUAGAGUGUAUAUGUUGUGAAAUAUUUAUAUUGUACUCUUUUGGAGUAUAUUUAACUUGCAUAAAGUUAAACUUAUAUGAUAAAAUUUCAGAAUGGGAAAGAGAUAGAGAAAAUGUCAGAAAGAAAAGGAAUGAGUAGUCCCCAGCAUUCGAUAUUAUCAGACAAAUUGAAUAGACAAAUAGAUAAUUAUUCGUCAAUGUAAUUGGUGCUAAUGUUGAAGCAUUUAGAAUUAGUGCUUUUUGAAGUUGCAUUUGGUUUAUUUAAAUCAAAACUGUUAAAUUCCAAAAGACGCUGAAAUAAACUCAUGUAAAUCAUA
Messenger RNA from Ooceraea biroi (clonal raider ant), 6582 nucleotides. It is a transcript of the gene KrT95D, whose product is annotated as phosphofurin acidic cluster sorting protein KrT95D. Gene Ontology annotation, biological process: protein localization to plasma membrane. Lineage: Eukaryota; Metazoa; Arthropoda; Insecta; Hymenoptera; Formicidae. The record is from RefSeq and is a predicted model, not a curated record.